Messenger RNA from Aspergillus nidulans FGSC A4, 1383 nucleotides. RefSeq names its product esterase/lipase family protein. The record is from RefSeq and is a predicted model, not a curated record. Bases 1 to 1383 code for a protein of 460 amino acids. The transcript has 3 exons. Lineage: Eukaryota; Fungi; Ascomycota; Eurotiomycetes; Eurotiales; Aspergillaceae.
AUGAAAAAGACUCUGUUGCUGGUGUUUGUUCAUGGUUUCAAGGGCGGCGAUGACACAUUUGGUGAAUUUCCGCAACAUAUAAAGGUUCUCCUUAGCCGCAAGCUCCCCUCCAUAACCGUGGCGACACUCGUUUACCCCAAGUAUGAGACUCGAGGGAGCUUGCAGGACUCAGUGAGUGCGUUUCGGGAAUGGCUGCAGAAUCAGGUAAUCGAUCUAGAAGUCUCCAACCGAACACCUUCGCCGACCGUUGAUCCUUCCGUGCACGUCUUUCUCGUUGGUCACUCGAUGGGCGGAAUCGUCGCUGCCGACACACUGUUGCUCCUGGCUUCUGAACAGCCCAUACCGGCGAGGACUCCAGCUCAGUCGUCACGAUAUGAAUUCGAUGAGGGCUCAAAAGAUACGACAGCCGCAGAGAGCACUAAUCUGGCGGACUCGGGCUUAUUCAUGUUUCCUCAUAUUCAGGGCGUGUUCGCGUUCGAUACCCCAUAUCUUGGAGUCGCACCAGGUGUAGUGUCUUACGGCGCCGAAGGUCAUUACAAGACAAUCACGUCAACAUAUAACGCAUUCUCCGAGGUUGCUGGACUAUUUGGGCUCGGGGCAAACAAUGCUUCAAGCAAAGGGGCGGCGCCACCUUCAGACGAAGCUAAAAAGUUACCGCCUGCGUCAGAUAGUGACGCUGCAGCGACACCGUCCUGGCAGCGAUGGGGACGGUAUGCGAUGUUUGCUGGCGCUGCAGGAGCUGUCGCUGCGGGAGGAGCGGCAGCCAUGUAUUCCCAGCGGCAGCGGUUGACCGAUAGCUGGGGAUGGGUUUCGUCGCAUCUUGCAUUCGUGGGCUGCCUAGCACGACCAGCAGAGCUCCAUCAACGUAUUGCGCAACUGUCGCAAGUGCGCAAAGACCGAGGAAUCAGAUGCGUGAACUUUUACACCUGCCUAGGGAAGGGCGCCCCAUCCCUGGUAGAAAACACCGGCAACGUCAACGAGACGGGCAAGGGUCAAACGGCACCCUUCAGCUCCAGGAUUAUCCGCUCGAAGCACCGUACUUUUUGCACUAUCCCGGAUGGCGAGGAAGGCAAAGCCCAAGAAAAGCCGAAACGCACGGGGCCGGGAGUCGAAUGGACUAAGGCUGUAAAUGAUAAGGCCACCGAUGAGAUCAAGGCCCAUACCUGCAUGUUUCUCCCGAAGCAGAAUCCGGCUUUUUACGAACUAGUUAAUCAUGCAUGCACGGCGAUGGUCAGAUCGGUGGACAGGGGAUGGUACAGUACCGCAGGAGGACAGGCUAUUUACAGCGAAGCACCAGCGGACAAGAUGCCGCGGCCCGAGCAGGACCGAGCCAACACUCAAGCCGAAAGCGGGAUGGAUGAGGACGUUGUAAUCAUUGAUUGA